Molecule: messenger RNA, 1948 nt
Organism: Cryptomeria japonica (Japanese cedar)
Lineage: Eukaryota; Viridiplantae; Streptophyta; Pinopsida; Cupressales; Cupressaceae
Product: putative UPF0481 protein At3g02645
Exons: 1
Coding region: 52-1698 (548 amino acids)
Source: RefSeq, a predicted model, not a curated record
CCGAGUUUUUCUUUUAUUCUUGGUUUCUGAGUUUUUCUUCAACUAGAGAUUAUGGAAUCCAAGAAUACAGUUCAGGAAAAGAUCAAUCCAGAUCGCUGGAUUAUUCAGGUAAGGGAUAAUCUGCAGAUAGAGGAGGAAGAACAAGAAGAGUUAUCUCUCUGUGUGUUCAAUGUGCCCAAGGACCUGUUGGCAGCUAAGCCGGAAGCAUACACUCCGCAGUGUGUUUCCAUUGGGCCAUAUCACCAUUGGAGAUCCGAGCUGAAUGAAAUGGAGAGAUACAAGCUCGCUGCUGCUCGGGCAUUCCAGAAAAGAAUUGAUGGUCACAGGUUCGAGUCCAUCGUCAAGGAGGUACGAAACUACGAGCGCCGAAUUCGGAGCUGCUAUCACAAAUACCUCGAAUACAAUGGCGAAGCGCUGGCAUGGCUCAUGGCUUUGGACGCCUGUUUUGCUCUCGAGUGCUUGCAAUUUUUGGGCAAGCGGACUUACCAAGAUUCAUCAGAAGGAACUCAGGUGCCAAAAUGUUUAGAUCCAUUCGGCAGAAGCGCUACCCACAACGCCAUAAUGAGAGACCUGACGAUGCUGGAAAAUCAGUUGCCGCUGUUUCUCUUGCAGAAGCUGAUGGAGAUCCAGCUGGGCUCGAAGGACAUGGCAGAAGAGAGGCUCUGCAUUCUGGUAAGACUUGCUUGUAUAGAGUUUUCUCCAUUUUUGUUCAACGUGCCCGAUAGCUCAAGGCUGCGUAUAACAGAGAGGAGUCACAUACUGGAGGCGCUCUAUUUCUCUCUUUUCAUUUCUCCCUGGAAAUGUGAUCUUAUCGGGAAGGGCGAUGGGGAGGAACAGCGGCCUUCGCUCGAUCGAAAAAGAGUGGCACAAGAACACAGCUCUCUAUGGAAGGCUUUUAGUUCGUUGGACAUCGGUCCCAUUCGAGAAUUUAGGAAGCGUGUGCUGAGACAGAGGGUAAUCCAAUUUCUGAUAAAGUUGCCCCUCCGCCUCCUGUCUGUUCUGGGCAAGCUGCCAGUGCUGCGCCUGUUUAAGGAACCCUUAACUUCACUUUUUGGAUCCAAUGAAGCAGAGAAGGAAGGUGAACGAAGCUCCUCUGUGGAGACUCCACCUACACGAGACGAGCUGGCCGUUCCGUGUGUCGCCGAUUUGUCUUCUGCGGGAGUGAAGUUCCUUCCCACUGAUGGAGACCUUACCACAAUUCGCUUCGAUCAGGCUAGUGCCACUCUUUAUCUGCCAAAAAUGAGGUUGGACUCAAACACAGAAGUGAUUAUCCGAAAUCUUGUGGCUUUCGAAGCUUCGGUGGUGCCCAGUGACCUGAGCUUCAUUCGCUACGCCGAUUUCAUGAACGGCAUCAUCGACACCGACGAAGAUGUUCGAGUGCUGAGAGAGAGCGGAAUCAUUUACAAUCACCUGGAGAACGACGGGAAAGUGGCGAGUCUCUGGAAUGGUAUGGGGAAAUGUGUGAAAUUGUCAAAAAAUAAGUGCUUAGACAAAGUUAUUGCAGACAUGAAUAGGUAUUAUAAGCGGACAUGGAGCGUGGCCGUGGUGGAAUACAUGAAGAAAUACAUAUUUGGUUCAUGGCCGUGUCUGUCUUUACUGGCUGCGAUCAUACUGUUGCUUCUCACAUGUUUGGAAGCAUUCUGCUCCAUAUAUAACUGUAAACGCUGGAUGAAGGACACGAAUUUGUUUCAGGAGUAAUGGCGGAAGAAUUGUCAUACACUUCAUGCCCUGUGAAUAACUUGUUACGGAGAAAAGCUAUUACUAUUGAUAUGUCUGUGCUGUGUUGGCACGGGCUUUAUAUGUGUUGCUUUCUGUAAAUGAAUUAAAAUCGAAAUGUUCAUGUGUUUUCAUCUGCUCUACGAUAGGGAUUUUGAUGAGCAAAGAAAAUAUUUUUGCAUUAUUAAAUUAAUAAUUCAAUAAAAGCGUUAUAGUACACGGUAAGCUUACA